GUGAACAUGAAGCCAAAUUCGUUCUUUUUCUUUCGUUCUUAAGUCUUCCCUUGAUUAUUAUCUAAAUUCGUUACCCACUUAAGCUAUUUUCUCAGCCUUGCGGUGCCAUGGGCCGAGGGUGUUCCCACAGUGUAACCCCCAAUCAGGUUAUCGAGGGGAAGUUUAUGAACCCGAAGAAGCUGGUUAAAGCGCUGAGAAACGAAUACGGACAGUACAAUUUUCGCGUUGAGUUACGGCUGGAUCAAUAUAAGAUAUACGUGUUGGACCAAGAACGGUCACGAUCCUCGGGGUUGACUCAGGAGCAAAUCAACGAGUGUCGAGUGUGGUAUUAGCCAUGGAGGCAACAUUUAGUGCGACGAAAAGAGUAUCUUUCAGCGAGUUCAUAUGCAAGCAAGCCCUAUACGUGGACCCGCGCAGAGGUGAUAGUGGGAGUUGAGUGGCUAGAUAGUCUCUGUACAUAUGCAAAUACGAAUUGAUUGGCCUAAUAAUCCACUGAUCAACCUACGUGAUACUAUCUAAAUACAGGCACAAUACUACUGUGUGAUGGCACAUGCAUGGGUAACUAGUAAGUAGCCAUUGA
This is a messenger RNA of Aspergillus alliaceus, 580 nucleotides long. RefSeq lists its product as uncharacterized. Bases 108 to 332 code for a protein of 74 amino acids. Lineage: Eukaryota; Fungi; Ascomycota; Eurotiomycetes; Eurotiales; Aspergillaceae. The record is from RefSeq and is a predicted model, not a curated record. The transcript has 3 exons.